Molecule: messenger RNA, 2604 nt
Organism: Chanos chanos (milkfish)
Lineage: Eukaryota; Metazoa; Chordata; Actinopteri; Gonorynchiformes; Chanidae
Gene: prickle2a
Product: prickle homolog 2a
Exons: 7
Coding region: 1-2604 (867 amino acids)
Molecular function (GO): zinc ion binding
Source: RefSeq, a predicted model, not a curated record
AUGGCCCUGGACAUGGAGAGGACAGUCUCUAAGCUCAUGUUUGAUUUCCAGAGGAAUUCUACGUCAGACGACGACUCCGGCUGCGCCCUGGAGGAAUACGCCUGGGUCCCCCCUGGCCUGAAACCUGAACAGGUUCAUCAGUACUACAGUUUUCUACCAGAGGACAAAGUCCCAUAUGUAAACAGUAUUGGGGAGAAGCAUCGUCUCAAACAGCUCCUGCAUCAGCUCCCACCACAUGACAAUGAGGUGCGGUACUGUAACACUCUGGAUGAAGAGGAGAAGAGAGAGCUGAAGAUCUUCAGUAACCAGCGUAAGAGAGACAAUCUGGGCAGAGGCACCGUCCGCCCUCUGCCUCUCACUGUUACUGGAGCCAUCUGUGAACAGUGCGGCGGGCAGAUAAACGGAGGUGACAUUGCUGUGUUUGCGACUCGAGUCGGCCACGGCUUGUGCUGGCAUCCUCACUGUUUCGUCUGCUGUGUGUGUGCGGAGCUGCUGGUGGAUCUCAUCUACUUCCACCAGGACGGCAAGAUUUACUGUGGCCGUCACCAUGCAGAGUGCCUCAAACCCCGCUGUUCCGCCUGUGAUGAGAUUAUCUUUGCUGAUGAGUGCACGGAGGCGGAGGGCAGGCACUGGCAUAUGAAGCAUUUCUGCUGUUACGAGUGUGAGGCUCCACUUGGAGGCCAACGCUACAUCAUGAGGGAGGGAAGACCUCACUGCUGCAACUGCUUUGAGUCUCUGUAUGCUGAAUACUGCGAUGCCUGUGGACAACACAUAGGUAUAGACCAGGGUCAGAUGGCAUAUGAAGGUCAGCACUGGCAUGCUACAGAGGAGUGCUUCUGCUGUGCCCGCUGUCGCCAGUCUCUGCUGGGUCGCCCUUUCCUGCCCAAACAGGGUCAGAUCUACUGUUCCCGCAACUGCAGCCAGGGCGAGGAGCCCGAUCUCUCCGAUUCCUCUGACUCGGCUUUCCAGAGCGCUCGCUCCCGCCAAUCGCGUCGCAGCACCCACAUCGGAAAAGGGAAAGGUGAAGGGCGGCAGGCGUCGACCACAGCCCCCCCGUCCCAGGACCGGCUCUCAGCUGACAUGGAGCCACUUGCAGUUCAGAUGGACCUGCUGACCGUGUCCAGCCCGACUCCGAACCGCACCCCAAGCCGCACGCCCAACCGCACCCCGAGCAGGACCCCCAGCAGAACUCCGAGCCGCACCCCAAGCCUGAACCGCGAGCAGGCAGUGUGGAUGAGCCGCGAUGAGUCGUACCCUUACGACCCCACCCAGAGAGAGGCCUCCCCUUCCCAAACUCCCAUGCAGCUCCUGGGUCAGUGCAACAUGCGUGGACCUUACCCUCCUUCCCCAAGCCAGCCUCCCAAAGCAGGAGGGGCGAACCCAGAGCCCUGGCCCAAAGAGCAGCCCGGGGCAGGGAACCCAAAGAAACCUGUGAUGGCGGCCCUGAGGGGCCACUCAUUCAACGAGAACUGGAUGCACCAUGGGCAGGACCCGGAGUUCCGCACACCCAAGCUUAAGACACAGAUGAGCUUCAAUGAGACGUCCAGCCGCGGCGGUCCAGGAGGGUUCUCUGACAAACGCAGCGUGAGCAUGAUGGGAUUCCCACGGGAGGUGCGGCCACCACUCAUUCGGAGCAGACAUCCGAUUGGAGGGCCGGGAUUUGGAGAGCUCACACCCCUGGAGCAGACCCCCCGAGGGUCUGCUGAUUCCCUAGCCCUGUCCUAUGCCACAGGAAAUUCACUGGACGGGACAACGAGGCGCCAGGAGCACCUGUCCCGUUUCUCCAUGCCCGACCUGAGCAAGGACUCCGGCGUUAACGUCUCAGAAAAGAGCACUAUGGGUACGCUCAACUCCUCCAUGCAGUUCCGGAGCACGGAGUCUCUGAGCUCUGUACCACGACCCCUGGCUGAGCUGGGUUUGCCCGUGAGGCUGCGGUACCCUCCCCAGCUGUACUGGGAUUCCCCUCGAGGCUUGAGUUUUGAGGAACAGGUGAAAGGUCGUUUGGGCGUGGGCUUGGCGGGAAGCAUGGGAAACGUCCACGUAACGCCUCGACACAGACGAGCAAACGGCCCGGACUCCCCUCGACAACGGCAACGGCGACAUCGUCCUCACAAAAGCCACAGGCGUCGCCAUCGCUCCCGCCGCUCCCGCUCAGACAACGCCCUCCACCUUGCCGAUGACGGCCAGGGUUACCCUGGCGACCCAGCCCAGAGGCAGUUCCGCGAUGACUUCCCUUCCUCCAGGGCAUCACGCGACCUCUUCGGAAGGAACUGCGGGUACAGACAGCAGUUCUUCCGGCCGUGCCCUCGCACGACCUCAGACUUGACCUUACAAGACCCCGGCGGUCCACGUUUUGGACCAUACUUGGGUAGAUAUGGUGAGGUAGAGGAGGAUGAAGAUCACUUGUGCUCCACCUGUUCCUCUUCCACAGAGGAAACCGAGGAUGAAGGGUACUUCUUAGGUGAGCCAAUCCCCCGCCCUGUGCAGCUGCGUUACCUGGACAACGAGGAGUUGCGACAUCGCUACAGCCCUACUGCUAUGGGUGGCCAUGCCCAGCUUCACACACGCAAACGGAGGAAGAGUAAGAACUGCAUCAUCUCGUAA